Messenger RNA from Podospora anserina S mat+, 345 nucleotides. RefSeq lists its product as uncharacterized. Gene Ontology annotation, cellular component: mitochondrial inner membrane. The coding region runs from base 1 to 345 and encodes 114 amino acids. Gene Ontology annotation, biological process: mitochondrial respiratory chain complex IV assembly. The transcript is spliced from 2 exons. NCBI's taxonomy places the organism in Eukaryota, Fungi, Ascomycota, Sordariomycetes, Sordariales, Podosporaceae. The record is from RefSeq and is a predicted model, not a curated record.
AUGUCCUUCGGCUCCAAAAAGUUCCGCGGCUCCGCCGAAUCCAACACCUUCGGCGCCCGCUACCGCGCCCUGAUGGCCAAGCGCCCCUUCCUCCUCUUCGGCCUCCCCUUUUUGACAGUCAUCAUUGGCGGCUCCUUCGUCCUCACGCCCGCCACCGCGAUCCGGUACGAGCGCCACGACCGCAAGGUCAGGACCAUGACGCGGGAUGAAGAGCUGGGUAUCGGGCAGCAGAGGAGGAAGGUGGACAUGAAGGAGGAGUACUACAGAUUGGCAGCGAAGGAUCUCGACGAUUGGGAGCAGAAGCGCGUCAAGAGGUUCAAGGGGGAGAGUGAUGGUAUUUUGUGA